Messenger RNA from Megalobrama amblycephala (Wuchang bream), 1716 nucleotides. RefSeq lists its product as uncharacterized. The transcript is spliced from 10 exons. NCBI's taxonomy places the organism in Eukaryota, Metazoa, Chordata, Actinopteri, Cypriniformes, Xenocyprididae. Gene Ontology annotation, molecular function: zinc ion binding. The record is from RefSeq and is a predicted model, not a curated record. Bases 128 to 1201 code for a protein of 357 amino acids.
CACCCCUUAAAUCCGCCAAAUCAGUGCUUAUUCUCGAAGUCUCAUUAUACUAUCCCAGUGUCUCUAGAGGAAAGAGCAUCAGAAUUUCAGCUCUCCUUCGACUGGAGAAACACACAGAUUGCUGAUAAUGGAAAAAGAACCAGACCCCCCUCCAUAUCCUGGACCGCCAUUGGUCCAGACCAACAUUCCCUACCAGAUGCCGCAGAGUAUCAUUGUUUAUCAACCGGUGAACACACAAGAGCUGGCCAUGUCCACCAUCACUCCGACUGCGCCUGCCGCGGCAGCAGUAGUUAGUCAACCACAUCUGACUGAUGCCUCAUUGGUCCAGACCAACAUCCCCAACAAGACGCCGCAGGAUGUCAGUGUUUCUCAACCGGUCGAUCGCGGCCCAAAAAAGAAAAAGAAAAAAGCAGCAGUAGUUAGUCAACCAGUAGUUGACAGUAGUAACCUGACUGAUGCCUCAUUGGUCCAGACCAACAUCCCCAACCAGACGCCGCAGGAUGUCAGUGUUUCUCAACCAGUGCGUCGCAACCCAAAAAAGAAACAACAAAAAAAAGCUCCAGUGGACACACAAGAGCUGGCCAUGUCCACCAUCACUCCGACUGCCCCUGCCCCGGCAGCAGUAGUUAGUCAACCACAUCUGACUGAUGCCUCAUUGGUCCAGACCAACAUCCCCAACAAGACGCCGCAGGAUGUCAGUGUUUCUCAACCGGUCGAUCACGGCCCAAAAAAGAAAAAGAAAAAAGCAGCAGCAGUUAGUCAACCACAUCUGACUGAUGCCUCAUUGGUCCAGACCAACAUCCCCAACAAGACGCCGCAGGAUGUCAGUGUUUCUCAACCAGUCGAUCACGGCCCAAAAAAGAAACAAAAAAAAGCUCCAGUGAACACACAAGCGCCGGUCAUGUGCGCCAUCACUGUCCAGCCUACUGUCCAGCCUACUGCAUCUGCCCCAGAAGAAGUAGUUAUUCGGCCACGUCUGACUGAUCUCCCUGGGCAGAUGAAAUGUCCUCACUGCCACAAGCAGGUUGUCACGGAGAUAACAUUUGUCCAGGGUACGAUGGUGUGGGUCGUCUGUGGAAGUCUUGGCGUUUUAGGGAUCUGGCCGUGUUGUUUGAUUCCAUUCUUCUCGAAUUCCUGCAAGGAUGUAGAGCACACCUGCCCAAGCUGCGGAACCCUCCUCCAUGUGCACAAACGCUUAUAGCUUGUUCUGAAGCAGAGAUAAUCUGAGAGACCGAAAGAAACGUUUGGAGUGUCUGAAAUGGCAGCAGCAUCUGGACAUUACUGCACUUCCUAAUUCAAAGAGAACUAACACCAUGAAUUGAAAAGAAUGUUAUGGUUUUCUCUUUCAAAUAUGCAAAUAUAUAUCCUGAUACAAAAUAUGAUUUAUCUCUUAUUGUAAAAUGUAUAAUGAACUCUGCAGGAUGUACUGAUCAUACAAUGUAAUGAGCAAAAUAUUAAUUUAACUUCUUGCUGCCAUUUUUUCACAACACAAAUUUCCAUUUUUAUUUUAAUAAAUUGUUCUCAACCUAAAGGUCUGCAAAAAUAUCACACAAAAUACUAAGAUUUUAUUUGUAUUUUUUUUAAAUCUGAUAUUGCAUGGUAUUUCACACUGUUAGACCUUACCAGGCUUUUUUACUCUAAUAAUAAUUUGCUGUUUAUUGUACAGUAUGUUACUGUAAAGAUACCACAAACUAAAUUAAAACAUUUUUCCUCUUU